AUGAACGCUUCUAAUCAGGAAGCUGGGCAAGACCCGAAGAGAAUUCCUACAAUUCAAGAGAUGGAAAGUUGGAACGAUGAGCAAUUGCUCGAAUGGAUCCAGGAAAUACAACCAAACAUUUUCCGCAAUAAGAAGGAGAACGUUUCGACAUUCAAAGCGGCAGAAAUCGAUGGCUCUACCUUCUUGGAUUAUGCAGGGGAUAUAGACUUCUUCAGCAAAACUCAACUGCCCCCUGGAGUCUAUGGUGCUCUUGCAUCCCUUGCAAAAAAAGUUAAGAAACAGAACGGUCAAUCGGACCAGACAGCUGGCCAAAAGAGGAAAGAGGAUGAAACAGAUUUAUCUGACGGGUCGCCCAUUUCGUCCAAAAGACGUCAAAAAUAUAAAGAUAAAGAGGAAGAGGAAGAUGAAGAGAAAGUCAUACAAUUAGCCACUGAAGCCAAUAAGCGAAGAAAGGCCGUUAAGGAUAUAAUUACUCAGAUGAACGACUCUCCUGACCAGCACUCCGAUUCUAUCGAUCCUCUCCCUGGAGCUAUCGAUAAACUUUCCGACCCCACAUCAAAUCACAUACUCGACUUUCCAUUUAUCGAUAGUAUGCCAGAACGAUUCAAUGAGCUCAAUAUAGCUGAAGGAAAGUGGCUAUAUAUGGGGAGAACGAUGUUCAAAGACUUUCUCCACGAGGUAAAGGAAGUGCGAAAGAGUCAGGUUUAUCGAAGAUGUUGGCUCUAUGGAACCCAGGGCUUUGGGAAGUCUCACCUUCUAGCCGCCCUUGUCUGCUACUUUGCUGCUCAAGAUGAGCGAGUCGUCUAUCUACCGGAUUGCCGAUGCCUGCUCGAUGACCCUGUUUCCUACGUCAAAUCAGCAAUGCUGUUCGCUUGGGCCGACGAUUUCACCACCCAGAAGAAGAUUAUGGCCCUACGCACUCAGGACCAGAUCGAGAAAUUCUUCAAGUAUCAAGAAAAUGUCAUAUUUGUCGUUGAUCAGAUGGAUGCUUUAAUAAGUGAUGGUAUUCCAAAUAGGAAGAUGGCCCUAACAUUAUAUAACUGGAUGAUUCGUUUCGCUUUUUUCCAUAAAGCAAUUCUCAGUUUCUCUGCCAAUUGUACGACGAACUUCGAGGUGUUCGGAUAUCAGACUCCGUGUCAUGUGGUACGCGUCUAUGGCGGUUUCAGUGAGACGGAAAUGAAGCAGUGGUGGAAGCAGCAUCAAGAUAUUAAAUUGGGAAAGUAUUCCCGGAAUAAGGUUGAAGACGUUACGGGCCGCAUCCCAUUGCUCUUAAACCAAUGCAUGGUGAAUAGGGAGUUUGAUUUAACGGCCCCCAAAUUGAUCCAAAUCUCUGACGAAUCUAUGGCGUUUACGCAGCGAAUCAAGUCUACUACUACGAAGUAUGCUUGGGAGUGGUAUUGCAACUACGUGAGAGCUUGCGUCCGUAACGAGCCUGUACCAUAUGAAUGGAGGCAAUUCCUCAAACUGAUCGACCAUCGAUACUUUUAUCAUGAUAAGGACGACGUUGGACGGUAUACCUGCGGUUUAGUUCGUGACGCAGUAACAAAUAAGCUUCUCGAGUUGGAUGUCACUUUUAUCGACAUUUACUUUCUGAAUUCAUUGCCCAACUUUAUCCACAAUCGAUCUGUCGUCGGGUUUAUGGUGGAAUACGCCAUCCUCACAUUCAUCCGGUCACAAGGUUUAACGAUUAGUAAAUGGAAUAGCAAAGGUAUGGAGUUAAGCUUCUUUAAGACUCAACCCGAUAUUCAGUUCGAUAUCCGCGAUCAGCCGAUACUUUUUCGCCCCCAACAAACCAAUUACAAGACGAUAGAUGGAAUGAUUGUCUUCAUCAAGAACCCUAAAAGAACCGCAAAAGGGGAAAAGCCGACAUUACUCCUCUUCCCCCUUCAGAUCACAGUGGCCAAAAAUCACUCGAAUUCUUAUCUAGGAUUCUUGCAUGAAUACCGCCAGUGGGCCGAGCAACAACUAUUGACGUUUAAUAUUAAAUUAGAAUUCCUCUGGAUCACCCCAAAUAGGAGCGGCGUCAUACAACACCCACCUAAUUCACCGUGGCCUAGACACCAAGAGCGUUAUAUUCCUUUCUCGGAGGUUAGCACAGAUAUCUGGAUUAGGUACGAAAGAGUAGAGAGAGCCGAAGAAGAGAAAGGGGGCGGUGAAAGGGAAGGAGAUAAUAAAAGGAAAGACGAUAACGAGGGAGAGGAGAAAGUCGAAGAAGUCGAAGAAGUCGAAGAAGGCCAAAGAAGUGGACGCAUAAUACGGUCUAAAGCAAAGAGAUCUCGGGUAAGACGAUCUAGAGCGUACUAG
Rhinocladiella mackenziei CBS 650.93 is the source of this 2304-nucleotide messenger RNA. RefSeq lists its product as uncharacterized. Lineage: Eukaryota; Fungi; Ascomycota; Eurotiomycetes; Chaetothyriales; Herpotrichiellaceae. The transcript is spliced from 5 exons. The record is from RefSeq and is a predicted model, not a curated record. Bases 1 to 2304 code for a protein of 767 amino acids.